This is a messenger RNA of Triplophysa rosa, 1251 nucleotides long. Its product is annotated as dehydrogenase/reductase SDR family member 11-like. Lineage: Eukaryota; Metazoa; Chordata; Actinopteri; Cypriniformes; Nemacheilidae. The coding region runs from base 121 to 894 and encodes 257 amino acids. The transcript is spliced from 7 exons. The record is from RefSeq and is a predicted model, not a curated record.
UAGUAAAAAAACAGAGGCUUUGUGUAUCGGACGUGCCUUUCUAUUGGCCCUACAGUCAGGCAGAGGAGGGACUGCAGUAAAAAGCUAAGAGGAGAUGCUCAGCUGUGUUUUGUGAUAGUGAUGAUGGAUCGAUGGAGGGGUAGAGUUGCUCUUGUCACUGGUGCUUCAGUGGGCAUCGGAGCUGCGAUCGCUAAAUCAUUAUCCCAGCAUGGCAUGAAAGUGAUUGGAUGUGCCAGGAACGUAGAACAAAUAGAGAACUUGGCAUCAGAAUGCGUACGUAAUGGAUUCAGUGGCACUCUGGUUCCAUACAAAUGCGAUCUGUCUGUAGAGGAGGAGAUUUUGUCCAUGUUUGCCUGGAUCAAAGAUCAACAUCAUGGCGUUGAGGUGUGCAUCAACAACGCUGGCUUGGCUUUCCCAGAGCCUCUAUUACAUGGCAAAACAAGUUACUGGAGGACUAUGUUGGAUGUAAAUGUGAUUGGACUGUCGGUGUGCGCCCGUGAGGCUUACCAGUCUAUGAAAGAAAGAAAUGUUGAUGACGGCCAUAUCAUUAACAUUAACAGCAUGUGCGGACACAGAGUCAUGAAUCACGCUGAUGCACACUUCUACACUGCCACCAAAUAUGCUGUGACUGCUCUCACAGAAGGUUUACGACAAGAGCUACGGGAAACCAAGAGCCACAUACGUGCCACAAGUAUAUCACCUGGUUUAGUGGAGACAACGUUUACCACCCGGUUUUACAGUGACAAGCCAGAAAUUGCAGCUGCUGCCUAUAGAAGUAUAAAGUGUCUACAGGCAGAAGACAUAGCUAAUGCAUUGGUGUAUGUUCUGAGUGGUCCCUCUCAUGUCCAGAUUGGAGACCUUCAGGUGAUGCCUCUGGAACAGAUGUAUUUGUAACACUCUCUAAAAACGCAGCAUUUCUGAAAUGCUGGCCAGGAAUCUAUCUAACAGGACUGAAAAAUAAUGGGCUUUGGCAAAAUGUAAAAGUGUAAAAAUGCACCAACAUUUCACAACAUGAUGGGGCAAACAUUUUUUCUCAUAGUGAUAUCCUUUUUCCUAUUGCAUGCAAGUUUGCCAAUCAUAGAAUAUCCAGAUGAAAAAAUCAUUAAUAUAUGUGACCCUGGAUCACAAAACCAGUCAUAAAUUGCAUGGGUAUUAUUUGUAGCAACAGUAUCAAAAUUUCAUUUUUGAGAGUGGAUGCAGCAAAAUCGCAAAAUACAUUGUAUGGGUCAAAACUAUCGAUUUUUCUUUUAU